Molecule: messenger RNA, 476 nt
Organism: Metschnikowia bicuspidata var. bicuspidata NRRL YB-4993
Lineage: Eukaryota; Fungi; Ascomycota; Pichiomycetes; Serinales; Metschnikowiaceae
Exons: 2
Coding region: 22-393 (123 amino acids)
Source: RefSeq, a predicted model, not a curated record
GAAAGCCUUGUAUAAGGCAGAAUGGAUAAAGCGAUACGAUCUUUCGUCCAUCCAUCACUUCAAUUACGGAUCAUAUGUCCCGCGCAGGACCCUACCGAGCGACACAGCAGAUUUUCAAUGCCAUCUUUGCACAGAACAAAUCCACAACAACGGAGACGCCACCGACGCGUUUCUAAGCCAUAUCUACAACAACUGCGAAACAUCCAAAUACUGGUGGCAAGAGCUAAAAUUUACCAAGCCCAUGAGCUUGAACUCAAUGUUGGCCCCAGCCGACAACUCAUUGGGGAACUUAACAAAAUUAAAUUGGUUUGUCACCACGAUCUUCAAGGUCUACACCAGAAGGCGAGGCGAGUCGCAGGAAGUUGGCUCCUUAAGUCCGCUACAACCAGCUGAGUUGAAGCAACUACUACAGGAGACCUAUCCUAGGAGUCGAUGACGUAAUAUCCAAUACGUAAACUAACGGAAGGGGACGGGCC